This is a messenger RNA of Eimeria tenella, 267 nucleotides long. RefSeq lists its product as uncharacterized. NCBI's taxonomy places the organism in Eukaryota, Apicomplexa, Conoidasida, Eucoccidiorida, Eimeriidae. The transcript has 3 exons. The record is from RefSeq and is a predicted model, not a curated record. Bases 1 to 267 code for a protein of 88 amino acids.
AUGAGAAGUGAUGUCCUCGAAAUCACUCAAGAGGGCAGCAGCAUUCGCAUGCGCUGCGAAGACGGCUCGGAGUUCCUGCUGCCCCGUGCAGACUGCCUCUGUUUGCCAAUAGUGCACUCCACCGCGGAAGAGUUGUGCGCAUACAUUUGGCAAAGCCUGGUGGACACUUUGACUGAAGGGCAUUUGAAGAAAAGAGGCAUAAAAUGUCUGGAGGUGACGGUCGCCGAGAAGUCGACGCAAGUUGCGGUGUACCGACGCUGCAUUUGA